UUUGCUGUGUACGAAGUAGGAUGGCUUCUUCUUCUUCUUCCACUACUGUUGAAGUGAAGAAGCAUGAUGUAUUCCUCAGUUUCUGUGGUGUUGACACCCGCAACACUUUUACCAGCACUUUACAUGGAAUUUUGAAGAGUAGAAAUAUAAAUGUUUUCAUUGAUUACGAACUUAGGAGAGGAGAGAACAUUUCUUCAUCUCUUAUUAGGGAAAUUUCAGAUUCCAUGAUUUCAGUUAUCAUUUUCUCUGAAGGUUAUGCAUCUUCAAGAUGGUGUCUGGAAGAACUUGUUAAGAUCAUGGAGUGCAGGGAUACGCAAAAACAGGUGGUAAUACCAGUUUUCUAUCAUAUCAAUCCAUCAGAUGUAAGGAAGCAAACUGGAAAUUUCGGAGAGGGAUUUAAAAAGCUUGUAGAAAGUUAUGGUGAGAAGAACUUAGAGAGGGUACAACUGACAGAAGAACAAUUUAAAGAUAAGGUGCUGCAGUGGAAGAAUGCUUUGACAGAAGCAGCUAAUAUAUCCGGCCGAUCAACAGAAGAGGACCCGUACAGUUUUUUUUCUUUUUUGUUCGAUUACAAUCUUGCAAAUAAAGUUGUCAUAGAUAUUUGGAAGACACUAAACAUCAUGAUCCCAACUAAUGAUUACAAAAAAUUGUUUGGAGUUGAAUCAACCAUCCAGCACAUUAUAAAUUUACUGUGCACUGGGUCAAGAAAUGUCCAUGCUAUAGGAAUUUGGGGAAUGCCUGGUAUAGGUAAGACAACUAUUGCAGAGUGUGUAUUCAACAAAAUAAGUGAUUCUUUUAAGGGUUCUUAUUUUGCUGAAAAUAUUAGGGAAGAAUCAAUGAGUACUGAUGGACUAAAUCCAAUGCGGCACAAACUUCUUUCAACUAUUUUAAAACAUCCUGAUAUGGAGAUAAAUUCUAAAGUAAAAAAUGAAAUGCUUAAACGUAAACAAGUUUUCAUUGUUUUUGAUGAUGUGACAACUUUGAGUCAAAUAGAGUGUUUAGUUGAAGAUAUAUAUUGUUUUGGCCAAGGAAGUCGAAUCAUUAUAACAUCUACUGAUAGACAAGUACUUCGAAGUUGUGGAGUUGGUGAAAAAUAUAUAUAUGAGAUGAUAGGGUUGCAUGAGGAUGCAGCUCUUCAGCUUUUUAGUUGGUAUGCUUUUAAACAAAGUAAUCUUGACAAAGAUUACAAUGGCCUAUCAAAAAGGGUUGUAAAUUAUGUUGAAGGUGUUCCAUUAGCUCUUAAAGUGUUGGGUUGCCAUUUAAUUGGUAAGUCAAAACAAAUUUGGGAAAGUGCAAUAAAUAGAUUAGAAAUAAUUCCUCAUAAGGAUAUUCAUAAUGUACUAAAAUUAUGUUAUGAGGGACUGAGUGAUGAUGAACAAAAUCUAUUCUUAGAUAUUGCAUGUUUCCUUAAGUUAGAGAAUAUAGAAUUUGUGAUGGACUUCUUGAAUGCUUGUUACUUGGAGGCUGAAAUCGGACUAAGUGUUCUCAAAGACAAGUGUCUCAUGACCAUAUCAAGAGACAACAAGGUAAAAAUGCAUAAUUUGCUUCAAACUAUGGGAAGGGAAAUUGUCCGACAAGAAUCCUUGAGAAAUCCUGGUUUACGCAGUCGUUUAUGGUACCAUGAAGAUACCUUCAGUGUAUUGAAGGAAAAAAAGCCAAUUUUUUCGUCAAAGAACCUUGUUUCACUUGACAUGCCUCACAGCAGUAUUGAACAACUUUGGUCUGGUGGUCAGCUCCAUAAUUUGAAACAUAUUGAUCUCCGUUUUUCUAAACAUUUGAGAGUGCAAGAUCUCUCAUUGACUCCGAAUCUUAAAAUUUUGGUUUUGGAAGGUUGUAUAAGUUUACAUGAGAUUUCUUCAUCUAUUGACGGUUGCGAAUAUAAGCUUCAUAUGUUAAAUCUAAGGCACUGCAGAGGCCUUGAGAGUCUUCCGACAAACAUUCAUGUAGCUUCUCUUGAAAAAGUUAUCUUUUCUGGAUGUUCAAAACUCAAGAAGUUUCCCCAAGUCUCGUGGGAUAUGAAAGAGUUAUAUUUAGAUGAAACUGCAAUCGAGGAGUUGCCAUUAUCAGUAGAGAAUUUAUCCAGACUGAUUAAAUUAAAUCUUAAGGACUGCUCAAAGCUUAAGAGGCUCCCAAGCAAUAUCUGCCAGUUGAAAUCUCUUAAACAUCUCCAUGUGUCUGGGUGUUUAAAACUUCAUGGAUUGCCAGAUAAAUUGAGAAAUUUAGAUGCGUUGAGGGUGCUUAAAGCAGAGAGGAUCGCUACAAGAGAAGUUCCAACAUCCAUUCUAAAUUUAAGCUGUCUAGAAGAAUUAGAUCUGACCAACUGUAGUAUUGUGAAGUUACCAAACAAUAUUGGUCGGUUAUCAUCACUAAAAUGUUUACUUCUUGGCAGAAACUUCUUUGACAGCACUCCGGAAAGUAUUGUAUACCUGUCUAAAUUAUCUUAUCUUGAUGUAAGCUAUUGUGAGAGGCUUCGAAUCCUGCCGUUGCUUCCAAGAAAUUUAGAAAUUAUAGAUGCAAACAAUUGCAUAUCAUUGGAAGCAUCACCAUGUAUGUUCGAUGUCUUCAGAAGAUAUUUUCCUUACAGCAUAAGAAUUAACUUCUGCAAUUGUUUCAAACUGGAUCAAAACUACCUCUGUAAAAUUAUAAAAUAUUUUCGAAGAUCAAGGAUUCCUGAUACUUCAAGGGUAUGUAUGGAUGGGGAAAACUGAAUGGUCUCCUCACUCUUUCUUAUUUGGUAUGAUGUCCAUUACUGGUUAACUUCAUUUUUAUUUCUUGUUUUCUGCUACAGAGAUUGGAACAGGGAAAUUUUCUAAAAACUGAGAGUGGUUACAUCAGUUUUCCGGGAAGUGAAAUUCCAGAGUGGUUUGUCUUUCAGAGUAUAGGUUCUUUUAUAACUCUGCCUCCACAGGCAAAUUUUAUUCGUAGUGAAUUGACUUCUCUUGUUAUCUGUGUUGUGGUGGAGUUUCAAGAAUAUCAUAAUAAAGGCCAGGGUUUGGCAAUUGGCUUUGAGUGGUCGGUCACCAAUGAAGAUGGUGUAAAGGAAGUCUUCCAUGGAACUUUGAGUGUAUGGGACUAUGGUACUGGACCCGACUAUGUGGAUUCAGAUCACCUAUUCCUGGGAUAUGAUCUUACUUCUAAGUUGUCUGAUCCACUUUUACCUAGAGAUAAAAGAUAUCGUGACAUAAGCAUCCGAUUUCAUGUUGAGAAUUCAUAUACUAAAAGACUAGAUUGCUGCAAAGUGAAAAAGUGUGGAGUUUGGGGUACAUUCUUUUGGCCAAAAAAUUGAAAUUUUCAAUGGCUGUGGAUCCAGCUCAAGGUAAAUAAGUUACUAUUUUCUUUUUCCGUUGUCUUUCUGUAAAGUCUUUUUUUUUGAAGAUUUCAUUUUGCUUCGAUUCUUAGAUA
Molecule: messenger RNA, 3402 nt
Organism: Mangifera indica (mango)
Lineage: Eukaryota; Viridiplantae; Streptophyta; Magnoliopsida; Sapindales; Anacardiaceae
Product: disease resistance-like protein DSC1
Exons: 5
Coding region: 21-2708 (895 amino acids)
Biological process (GO): defense response; signal transduction
Molecular function (GO): ADP binding
Source: RefSeq, a predicted model, not a curated record